Messenger RNA from Ornithorhynchus anatinus (platypus), 1756 nucleotides. It is a transcript of the gene C5AR1, whose product is annotated as complement C5a receptor 1. Lineage: Eukaryota; Metazoa; Chordata; Mammalia; Monotremata; Ornithorhynchidae. The transcript is spliced from 2 exons. Bases 151 to 1194 code for a protein of 347 amino acids. The record is from RefSeq and is a predicted model, not a curated record. Gene Ontology annotation, cellular component: plasma membrane. Gene Ontology annotation, molecular function: complement component C5a receptor activity; G protein-coupled receptor activity. Gene Ontology annotation, biological process: chemotaxis; phospholipase C-activating G protein-coupled receptor signaling pathway; complement receptor mediated signaling pathway.
GUUGGGGGGCGGAGGGGAAGUCGAAGAGUCGGGCUUCGGACUUGUUGACUCCGAGAUCCCUGGGGUGGAAAUGGCCUGGAGGCAGGAGAAGGAGCGAGGUGGGACAGCGAGGGCGAGGUGGCGGCUGGAGAGGAAGCAGACACCGGGACGAUGGCGACCAGUGUCUUCGAAAACCCGACGGUCACCGCCUUUACGGUGGACUUGGACUAUGACUUUCACUGGAACGACCUCGAGCCUACGAGGUCGCUCUCGGCGAUUAACGUGGUGGGGCUGACCAUCUACGCCUUGGUCUUCCUGGUGGGAGUGCCGGGCAACGCGGCCGUGGCCUGGGUGACCGGGGCCGAGGCGCGCCGGACGGUCAACGCCGUGUGGUUCCUGCACCUGUCGGUGGCUGACCUCCUGUGCUGCCUGUCCCUGCCCCUCGUGGCCGUGCCCCUGCUGAGGGACGGCGACUGGCCGCUGGGGGACUUCGCCUGCCGCUUGGUGCCCUCCCUGAUCCUGCUCAACAUGUUCGCCAGCGUGCUGCUGCUGACCGCCAUCAGCGCCGACCGUUGCGCCCUGGCGCUGCGCCCCGUCUGGUGCCAGAACCACCGGAGCUCGCGAAUGGCCUGGGCCGUGUGCGGGGCCUCUUGGGUCUUGGCCCUGUUGCUGACCGUCCCGUCCUUCAUCUACCGCACCAUCCACGUGGAGUACUACCCGUCGCGCACCGAGUGCGUGCAGGACUAUGGCGGGAACACCGGGACCGAGAACGCCGUGGCGGCCGUGCGCUUCACCGCCGGCUUCCUGGUGCCCCUGGCCGUCAUCAGCAGCUGCUACGGGGUGCUGCUGGUGAGGGUCUGGGGUCGCCGGGCCACGCGCUCCCCCAAGACGGUCAAGGUGGUCGUGGCCGUGGUGGUCGGCUUCUUCCUCUGCUGGUGCCCCUACCAGGUCAACGGACUGCUGCUGGCCAGCACGAAGCCGUUGUCGGAGCUGCACGAGCGGGCCUUGGCGGUCGACAGCCUCACCGUGUCCAUCGCCUACAUCAACAGCUGCCUCAACCCGGUCAUCUACGUGGUGGCCGGCCGGGGCUUCCAACACCGCUUCCGCCGCUCCCUGCGCUCGGUGCUCUGGCGAGCCCUGGCCGAGGACUCCGUGGGACGUGACAGCAAGUCCAUCACGCGCUCCACGGUGGACGAGAAGAGCGUGGGCCUGUGAGGGGCUCGCCCGUCCACUCCCGGGGACUCUUUGCUCCUCCCCGCCCUCGACCUCUGCCCCCGAGAGGGUGCGGUGGGACAGGCGGAGAAGCGGGCCGCUCCGGGCCCUGGGAUCUACAGGUCACUCGCGUGAUUCCAUCCCGGUUGUAACGGCCCAGUUUCUCCUCCCACUCCAGUUUCUGUCCAUCUCCUUCAGACGCCCCCCUCCCCCGGCCUCCAAAGCCUCACCGGCCUUCUCCUCCCUUCACCAUCCCCCUUGGAUCCUCGGCCUCUCCCAGUUGCCACCUGCCCUUCCGCCAUCGCCCUCCUCGACGCCCACCACACCUCUCUGGUCCUCGUUUCCCUCCCCUCUCCCGUCUCCAUCCCCCCCGUCGACCCUCAUCUCGUGCCCCGCUGGAGCCCCUCUUCCGCCUAAUCCUUCCAGCCCCUCUUUGGUCCUUAAUUUCCGAUUUCUCGUCCCCUGGAGGCCGGUUCAUUUCGGGAGGGGAAAGGCCGGGCUGUGGGGGGAAAAAUGCAAGGGGGGAGGGCGUUUUCACUCUUUCAUUAAAAUCGGAGACAUGAGA